AAUAAUCUCCAAGAAAGAAAAGUCGAAAUGAAACAAGAUUGUGUAGAAAUAUACAAUUGAUCAAGUGACUUUAACAGGUCCAACGAUUAGAGAUAAUUAUUAGAUGUACAUAAUGUAUUUUUCUAAUAAUGACGAUUUAGGAUAAAGUAGUGUUCAACUAAUUUAGUUGAAAAAACCUUGUUACCAAAAAUAAUUUGACUGUGUUCAAGAAGACAAAAUGACAACUGACCUGUCAAAAGUGCCACUUGUUGCUUUGUCUGUGAAAACUAAAGAAGUUAUUUCAACAUUACUAAAUCCUCCAAAAGUAAUACCAACUGAAAAUGGUUUGCCAAGAGAUUGGAGAGGUCUUGCACAUUCAUCCAACUUGAGUGGUGAAAUAUUACCAUUGUUAAUGUCGCAUUCUGAUCCAUCCGCAUAUAUUUUAUCGAUUUGGCAAGAAAGGCAGAAGGAUGUUACACUUAAGGAUUUACAAACAGCAUUAGAAGAAAUUGAUAGAUGGGACAUUAUAGAUGAUACAUCUGAAUUGUUUGAAAAAGAUGCUGCUAAAUAUUUGUCGUCUGAGAACUCGGCUGAAGUCAUAGAAAAUGAAAUUGAUAAAAAAAUUUUGACUGUAGAUGAUAUUUAUAGGGUCAGGCAAGGAUUACAAAAUCAAUAUUAUGAUGCUUUUUUACUGUAUGCGGAUGAGGAUGAGAACUUUGCUUUGAUGACAGUAGAGAAAUUAGAGAAACAAUAUAAUUUGAAGCUUUGUUUGAAAGAUCGAGAUUUAAUUGGUGGAAUUACAUUUGAACAUCAAGCUGUAAUGACAUUAAUAUCAGAACGUUGUAACAGAUUAAUUGUUAUAGUAUCACCUAAUUUUCUUAAAAGUCCAGCAAAUGAUUUCUUUUUAUCCUAUGCUCAAGGAUCUGGCAUUUGUAAAGGUCAACGGAAAAUCAUACCAUGUUUGUAUGGACAGUGUGAAUUACCACGACAAUUGAACUACAUGUUUGUACUCGAUUAUAAACGGUGUUUAUAUAAUUUCUGGGAACGGUUACGAGAUUCUGUAAAAACUGUAAAUGGUGUAAACACAGAAAAGGAAUUGCAAUUAUUUACUGAAAAUGAGGCUAUUUUUAGAACUGUUAAGACAAAUAUCAAAUACCAAACCGAAGAAAAUCCAAAAUGUUUAACACCAUUGAAGGAAGAUGAAGUAUUAAAAGACGUCAAUGAAUCACUUGUAACAGUGGAAACACCAAAUAAUUCUAAAUUAGAUAAUGUACAAGAUAAAAAUAAGAAACGCAUGAACUUCAUGCCACUAUGGCGAAAAUGGAUUCGAAAAGUAGACUAUGAUAAAAGAAAAUACACCAUCACGAAAACAAUAAGUUUACCAUCUCUUGAAAACUUACCCUCACUUAAUACAUCGAUAGAUUCGAUACAAAAGAAACAAAAAUCAAAAAUAAGCAGAUACUUGAAAAAAGUGCCUCUUCGAUCGUAAUAAUUUUAUAUUUGUCUGAAUUAUGAUAUUACUAUUAAUUGCAAUAAUUAAGUGUAAUAUUUAGUAAAUAAG
Megachile rotundata (alfalfa leafcutting bee) is the source of this 1540-nucleotide messenger RNA. RefSeq names its product myeloid differentiation primary response protein MyD88 (gene Myd88). Gene Ontology annotation, molecular function: TIR domain binding; Toll-like receptor binding. Gene Ontology annotation, biological process: Toll signaling pathway; innate immune response; MyD88-dependent toll-like receptor signaling pathway. Gene Ontology annotation, cellular component: plasma membrane. NCBI's taxonomy places the organism in Eukaryota, Metazoa, Arthropoda, Insecta, Hymenoptera, Megachilidae. The record is from RefSeq and is a predicted model, not a curated record.